Drosophila elegans is the source of this 962-nucleotide messenger RNA. RefSeq names its product uridine diphosphate glucose pyrophosphatase NUDT14. The record is from RefSeq and is a predicted model, not a curated record. Lineage: Eukaryota; Metazoa; Arthropoda; Insecta; Diptera; Drosophilidae. Gene Ontology annotation, biological process: nucleoside phosphate metabolic process; ribose phosphate metabolic process. Gene Ontology annotation, molecular function: metal ion binding; UDP-sugar diphosphatase activity. The coding region runs from base 51 to 689 and encodes 212 amino acids. The transcript is spliced from 2 exons.
UGGAGCUUUCCCAGUCAGCUGUUGUCAGUGCCCCACGACGACUUUUCAGCAUGGAAAACGUAUCCAAGAUCUGGCUGGGACCCCUGCCCGCGGACUCGCCCUAUGUGAAGCCAUUCCGGCUGUACUACGUCCAGAAUGGCGUGGAGAAGAACUGGGAUCUGCUGAAGGUCCACGACAGCGUAGCCAUCAUACUGUACAACACGACGCGCCAGAAGCUGGUGCUGGUCCGCCAGUUCCGACCCGCCGUCUACCACGGGAUCAUCUCCAGUGCACAGGGCAACUUCGAUAAGGUGAACCUCGAGGAGUACCCGCCCGCCAUCGGGGUCACCUUGGAGCUGUGUGCCGGGAUCGUGGACAAGUCCAAGAGCUGGGUGGAGAUCGCCCGCGAGGAGGUGCUGGAGGAGUGUGGCUACGACGUCCCAGUGGUACGCAUCGAGGAGGUCAUGGUCUACCGAUCUGGUGUUGGCUCAUCGGGUGCCAAGCAAAUCAUGUACUACUGCGAGGUGACCGAUGCGGACAAGGCCACCAGUGGCGGCGGCGUGGAGGACGAGAUCAUCGAGGUGGUGGAGCUGUCCCUGGAGGAGGCGAAGCGCAUGAUCCAGCAGGGAGCGGUGAACAACAGCCCGCCCAGCUGCCUCAUGGGCCUGAUGUGGUUCUUCGCCAACAGGGCACCCAGUGCCAGCACCUAGUGGUGAUCGCUGCCGGUGAUUCAGAGAUACUGAGAUAAGCGGCGGCCGUGAUAAGAUGAUAGGAUGAUAAAAUGAGCGGUGCCUUACUAACUCGUAUUCGCCAAAACAAGAAUUCAAAUGCUUUCCAACCGAGAACAUUGUGAGUGCGCCCAGCGCAUACGAUAAUACCGAAAUUCCCGUGCCUGUCGAGGCUUACCUUAUGAUAUGAUAUGAUAUGAUAUGAUAUGCACUAUGUAAUAUGUAAUAAACCCUGGCCAGCUGUCCGCUCAUGAA